Messenger RNA from Mugil cephalus (flathead mullet), 2097 nucleotides. It is a transcript of the gene fosl1a, whose product is annotated as FOS like 1, AP-1 transcription factor subunit a. Gene Ontology annotation, biological process: regulation of transcription by RNA polymerase II. The coding region runs from base 285 to 1370 and encodes 361 amino acids. NCBI's taxonomy places the organism in Eukaryota, Metazoa, Chordata, Actinopteri, Mugiliformes, Mugilidae. Gene Ontology annotation, cellular component: nucleus. The transcript has 5 exons. The record is from RefSeq and is a predicted model, not a curated record. Gene Ontology annotation, molecular function: RNA polymerase II cis-regulatory region sequence-specific DNA binding; DNA-binding transcription factor activity, RNA polymerase II-specific.
GAUCAUUUCCAGACUUCCGAUUCUAGGUGUAUGAUUCAGAGCGGUAGGGCACACUGAAAACAAUUUUUUUAAGUUUAAGGGCGAUUUGGAAAACAGGCAAGGAAGUGUGCUCUUCCUUGUCCCCCCUUGAAGACCUUCGAGUUUGGACUCUACCGAUUUACCGCAAAGGGGGAGUUCGCCCCUUGAUUUGAAUUGACAAACAGGAUUUAACCCGAAAGUCUUUCCGUGAGACCUUACAGUCAGUCGCAGCUGGAUUGAAUUUACUUUUUACUGAAGCAGAAAGGAUGUACCGAAACUUUGGGAGCCAAGGCAGAGGCAACCCGCCGUACACGGGGUCAGACUCUGCAUCACUGGGAAGCACCAGCACUUCCACCACGCAACAGGAACAGAAAUUUACAAUGGCAGGAAGCAGUCAGUUUGUACCAAGCCUCAAUGCCAUCACCACCAACCAGGACCUACAGUGGUUGGUCCAGCCCUCCCUCAUGCACUCACCAGGCCCAUCGCGAUCACCAGUACCUCCUUACCCAACCCUUCAAGGGCCGCGGCCGUUCAUACCAACACCAUCCCAUCCCCAUCUUCUCAGGCCAGGGGUCAUAAGAGCAGCUUCACACGCCACAACUUCAACACGGCGCAGGAAUGAUGAUCAUACGUGCUCACCAGAUCAUCCAUCUCGAUGGGGAAGAAGGGGACAAUUUACAGUUGAGAUGUUAUCGCAGGAAGAAAUAGAAAGACGCAGAAUAAGAAGGGAGCGGAAUAAACUGGCAGCAGCGAAAUGUCGCACUCGUCGCCGGGAGCUCACAGAUUCACUGCAAAAUGAGACCGAUCAGCUGGAGGAGGAAAAGUCAUUUUUGCAGAAGGAAAUAGCUGAUUUACAAAAAGAGAAGGAGAAGCUCGAGCUGGUCCUGGAAGCCCACCGUCCCAUUUGCAAAAUAGUGGACUCUGAUUCAGAUUCUGACCCAAACCCAUCAAUUUCCUCGUUGGGAGGCAUCAAAUUGGAGCCAGAGGAACCCAGCAGACCUGGACCCUCAACCAAAAGGCUACUAAAGAUGGAGAAGCCCAAACCAAAGAUAUCUAUCCCCACCAAGCCCGUAACAUCAACCCCCUCAGCUGCCGCCACUGAAUCCGAGUCACUCCACACCCCUGUUCUCACAUCUACUCCCUCUCUACUGUCCUUCGCAGCUGGUAUGGUAUUUACCUAUCCCUCCGCUCCUUUAGACACCGGCGCCUCCACCUCGUCCCACAGUUCACAUCAGGGAAAUGUCCAGCAGUCUCAGGCCCCUCAGCCAUGUGGGAUAGCCCAUCGCCGCAGCAGCAGCAGCGGUGACCAGUCAGAUCACUCCUUGCACUCCCCGACCAUCCUCACACUGUGAUCGACUGGCCUGCCACUCUGGCAAAACACUAAUGUUCAUUUCAAUGCAGUCAUAGCCGUGUAUGACAGAAAAGAUGUCUGGAAAAUGUGGAAUGAUAAUGAUGAUUAUAAUUACUACUUUUGAAAAGCUACAUACAUCUGCUUCUCUUUAUCUCUUCAGAAAGUUUUUUUUUUGCUUAGAUAGUGUGCAAAUUAGAGGCAUUAUCAGGAUAUGAAUGUUACACUCUUGUUAGAUUUCAUAUAAAAAUCUUUAUAUUUCUUAAUAUAAAAGCUAUAAGAUGGGCUUAAUAUGUUUUAUGUUUAUGAAAGCUGAAUGCUGAAUGGAUUCUAUAAAGAAUUGUUAGAGUUUUUGAAAUAACUGCGAUAACUCCAUCUAUAAUGCUAUAUACUGAUAAUUAUGCUGAAUACUGAUUAUUUGAGAUAAUAUUAGUAACUUGUUACAUUUUCUGUUAUAUCAUGUGAUACUUUAUAAUAGUCCUCAAAUGGGAAAUUGAGUACUUAACAAAUGGUCCUUAUUUUUGUACGGAUUCUUUAAGAAUCAUAAUAGUGUCUAUGCAAAUUGUUGACCACUAAGGCUGGACCAUAGGGAGUUAAUAUAGAUUUAUAAUAACAUAUUUAUUUUUGAGAGUGUAAUAUAUAUAUUUUUUGGUAAUGUUUGAUUUGGGUGGGCAGUGCCUUACUUUUGUCUAAACUGUACUAAUUUGUAGAAAAUAAAGAACAUAAGUGUG